AUGUCAGCGUCAGCGCCAGCUCUGGAACAAGGUCCAAUGACCGACAAAGUCCUCAAGGGCAUCUUCGCAUCCGACCAAGACAUGUACCCCGCGCCGCUGACCUGGGACCGCCUCCGGAGCUGGACGGCGGCGGCGCCCGAGAUGGCCACUUGUUUCUACCUCCCUGCCGGUGCCGGCGAGAGCAGCGAUGCCCCGAUACUUGUUGGCGCCGUCAUUGCACUCCCGAUCCUGGCGCCUGCGUGGCGGGAUUUGCUGACAGGAGAUGCCAAGGAGGUGGAUGUGGACGCCGGAACUAUGUUUCCUCGCGAUGGCGAUGAGCGUUCAGAGGUCGGGCUGCAUGUCUUUCACGUCGAGAGGUUCGAUGUGCCUGCGGCGCAGGGCAAGGUGCGAGGAUUCGCCGAUGUUUCGAUGCGGGCUGUCGUAGCUGCUGCAGAGAGGAAGGGAUGGUCGAUCAUCGGCUAUUCAGCACUCACAGCGACACCAGAAGGACGACGAUGCUUUGAGAAGAUGGGCUUUGAGGCAACGGGCUAUGAGGAAUUCUGGGUUGACAAUGGCCACGAGGGCGUCGAAUUAGUUACGAUUACAGCAGAUACCACACCCGAGGAACGCGAAGUGCGAGAAGCGGCGACAGUCCGAGGCCACGCGAGGAUGCUAGCAAAACACUUGCAUCCCGUCACCAAUGCUUAG
Messenger RNA from Colletotrichum phormii, 687 nucleotides. RefSeq lists its product as uncharacterized. The transcript has 2 exons. Lineage: Eukaryota; Fungi; Ascomycota; Sordariomycetes; Glomerellales; Glomerellaceae. The record is from RefSeq and is a predicted model, not a curated record. Bases 1 to 687 code for a protein of 228 amino acids.